Molecule: messenger RNA, 4185 nt
Organism: Conger conger (European conger)
Lineage: Eukaryota; Metazoa; Chordata; Actinopteri; Anguilliformes; Congridae
Gene: cds1
Product: CDP-diacylglycerol synthase (phosphatidate cytidylyltransferase) 1
Exons: 13
Coding region: 433-1791 (452 amino acids)
Cellular component (GO): endoplasmic reticulum membrane
Molecular function (GO): phosphatidate cytidylyltransferase activity
Source: RefSeq, a predicted model, not a curated record
CCUGCUCACUGCAGUGUCGCUGUGGCGCCUGUCACCGCGUUACCCCGACAGCAGACCAAACUACAGGGCUGGCUAACUACACACAGAUAUUGGUUGCCUGUUGGGUGAGUCCCGAUUCAGAGGGGGAGUGAAAUAAGGGCAGGAUAGAUCUCCACCCAAACAGGUCAUCUCUACCAAGCGAAGGCUGCAGCUCUUGUAACCUGUCAGAACCUUACUGGAACAUGAGGAUUUUGACAGUUCAUCUGUAGAAUCUGGAUUGGCUACUUAAAUGGACUGCUUGGUUAUCUUUUCCAAUUGCACAGUAGCUUGCUAGCUAGCUAACGUUACCUGUGCGUUAACCGGAUUACGACUGUUGACAGUAAUUUUCAAUCACGCCUGCGGUUUGUGAUUUUUGAGAAAUUAUUAGCUAGUUAGCUAGCUAGCAACGAAGAAAUGACGGAGCUUAGAAAGCGAGGAGGAGGAGGCGGAGACCCUGAGAGUACAGAAAACAUCAGUGACAAGGAGGUUGAUGGAGAGGGUUUAUUCGGGGCAAUGGAGGGAGAUGGAGAGGUGGAGGGAGAGGAGGAGCCCAAAGUGGAAAUUCCAGAGGUGCCCCAGACCGCAGACAGCACCCCCGAAUGUCUCAACAAGGCUCUGGAAGGCCUGUCCUCCAGAUGGAAGAACUGGUGGAUACGAGGGAUUCUGUCUUUGACGAUGAUCUCUGGCUGGUUCCUUGUGAUCUACUUGGGACCCAUCAUGCUAUUAGUGGUGGUCAUGAGCAUUCAGAUCAAGUGCUUCCAGGAGAUAAUAACCAUCGGGUACAGAGUCUACCACUCCUACGAGCUCAAGUGGUUCAGGACACUGAGCUGGUACUUCCUGAUUUGUGUGAAUUACUUCUUCUAUGGGGAGACGGUGGCGGAUUAUUUUGGCGCUUUUGUGCAGAGGGAGGAGCCUCUUCAGUUCCUUGUGCGUUACCAUCGCUUCAUCUCCUUCGCCGUGUACCUGGCUGGUUUCUGCAUGUUUGUUCUGAGUUUAGUGAAGAAACAUUGCCGCCUGCAGUUUUAUAUGUUUGCUUGGACCCAUGUGACACUGUUGAUUGUGGUAGCCCAGUCUCACCUUGUCAUACAGAACCUGUUUGAAGGAAUGAUCUGGCUUAUUGUCCCAGCAUCCCUUGUCAUCUGCAAUGACAUCAUGGCUUAUGUCUUUGGUUUCUUCUUUGGAAAAACACCUUUGAUUAAGCUCUCUCCUAAGAAGACCUGGGAAGGGUUCAUUGGAGGUUUCUUCUCCACGGUGGUCUUUGCAUUCCUUUUCUCCUACCUGUUUGCGCAGUACCAGUGCUUCGUCUGCCCUGUGGCGUACGACAGUGAAACUAACCGCUUUGCGGUGGAGUGCGAGCCCUCGGAGAUCUUCGUGCUGCAGGAGUACACCCUCCCGUCCCUGGUGCAGAGCACUCUGAGACUGAAAACAGUGAAGCUCUACCCGUUCCAGAUCCACAGUAUCGCCCUCUCCACCUUCGGCUCUCUGAUUGGUCCGUUCGGCGGAUUCUUCGCCAGCGGUUUCAAACGGGCCUUCAAGAUAAAGGACUUCGCCGACACCAUCCCAGGGCACGGGGGCAUCAUGGACCGGUUCGACUGCCAGUACCUCAUGGCCACCUUCGUCCAUGUGUACAUCGCCAGCUUCAUCAGGGGCCCUAAUCCCAGCAAGGUCCUUCAGCAGCUGCUUGCCCUGCAGCCAGAACAGCAGCUGGGCAUCUUCAGCACCCUGCGCUCGCACCUCAGAGAGGCUGGCAUGCUGCCCCCUACAGGAGCGUAGGGGCAGUGAACAACAGAACCCGCACUCCUACCCCCUCCCCCGAGUUUAUUUAUUUACCCUGACGGAACAUUAAUACACUGCAGCGUCUGAGGUCAGGGGUCACCUGGGCAACACAGCCAGACUUCACUCCGCCCUGGAACCGCCAUGACAAACUCAAAAUCCCAGAAGGCUGUGGGGCACGCCAUCCUUCAGAAAGCAUUACCCAUAAUGCUUUGCAGCACCGCAAACACAGUGUCUUCCAGAUGAAAGGACCCAAGCCCACACUGAAUGGAUGCAGAGGACGGUGUAGCGGAGCUCCGUCCGUACGCAGACGAUGCGCCGGCUCAGAGCUCAGAGGAAGUGCGUUCUGAAGGUUGCAUGGAUUAACUGUGUGUGGGUAGUGGAGCCACAGUAGGGACCUUGCGCUAUUGUGUAACCCUGUCUGCUCUUGCGCCAGACACCGAGGUUCCGGCUUCACCAUUUUACACACACUGUGUGCAUCGUGUCGAGCAGCUUGUGUGGUAACAGUAACGGUCUUAAAAAAGGAUGAGGUGAUGAAGAUGUGCGUAGGUCUCUGCUCCCGAAUGUGUCAUUUCCCCUCUCCAUGAGGCUGAUGGGCUUCUAGAGCAGAGAGAUUGAGUGAAUGAGGUAGGCUGUCCAAAGCUCCAGUACUGUAUAAUGCAAAACUAAAGAUACAGCACACUGAUGCAACUUUACACUAUGUGUGUUUUAUACGUGUUUAACAUGUUACACACACAUAUAAACAUGCAAUACACCUGUAGCGUAUGCAUUUAUACUGUAUAUAACCUAUCAUGCAUUACUGUACAUAAUUAUAUAUAAAUAAUAUAUAAUAUAAAGAAUACCUAUGUGACUUGUUGCAUUUUACAUGUGACAACUGCAUUUUAAAACUAGAAAAAUAUGCAACAACAAAAAAAGUGGGAUUUUUAAUGUGGUUUUAUGGUAGGCAGCAUGAAAAGGCUUCCUUAGGCUUGGCUAGCUGAGCUGGAGGAGGAUAUUUAGUGUUGUGGUGUGAGGCAGCUUUUGAGAGUGCACUGACUAACUCUGUACCCCUGAUGGAGGUGAGACAGUGUGCUUUUUCUGUCAAGUGAAUUAGUUUGAUUUAGAUGCACAGUAAUCAGGUAAGGGAAACUGUCUUAGCUUUCUGUCACCGUACACUGGCACUGUCUGUUUUUUAGACUCGUUUGUUUUUUUACUUUCUCUUAAAUUCACAUUUUCAGUGGUCGUUUCCAGGUUGGGAAGUCGUUACAUGAUGCCAUGUAGACACAUAAAAGUUUGAGACGUUCGGUUCUCUGUUGAAGAUACUGCAGCCCGCAUCACUGAAAUGGACUACUGUAUUUUGAUGCGAGUGUGGCUGAUAUUGUGAAAAAUGGGACGGAAUUUCCGUUCAGCUUGCAAAGGCUUACCAAAGUGACAUGGAGGUGAAAUGUAUUUUACUGUUCUUUUUUAAAUGAAAAACUUAGUAGAUGGGCUGUUCCUAGACUUUAAGCUUUAACCAAUUUAAACACGUUCUACUGUUACCAUGACUCAGGUCGUGGAUGAAUACAUACCACAGAACAAUAUAAAAUAACGAGUUGUUACCUGGCAAUAAUCAUUUAUUUAAUGGUUAUAAAUUACAUGCAUACAUAACUACAGAUUUUCAUUCCCCUAUUCUUAGUCCGAAGGGAAAAAACCUGUUUCGCUCCAGUUUUGGGCACUAAGGGACAAAUCGUUUACUUGUUCAUUUUAUAUUAAUAUUUUAGCGCUUCCAGAUUUAACCACAGAUUGUUUCAUUUUUAUUUCAGAGUGUUUACAUAGAUCAGUCCAUAGGUCUUGUGAAAUUAAAUGUAUUUUCCCUAACAAUAAAAAACAUCCCCUGACCAAGGCUGUGGAUUUGGGACCAGUACAUAUUUACUCCAAUUGUGUAAUAUUUAGAUAUAUUUAGAUGUGUGUAGUGAUGGUGACACAUCUAGAAACGACUUCCUAUCUGGCCAUAGGCCUCUCCCCAAACUGCCACAUCAGAUGAGCCUAAAAUAGACUUAAGAUAUCUAGAUAGUGAUAGUGGGUCAAAUUUAUAAGUAAAUUAUUUUAGGAUUUAUGCAAAAAAGCAAAUGUGGUCUAAUUUAUUGAUGGUUUACAUGAAUUAGAUUUCAUUCAUAUUAUCCUCACUGUAAAAGAUUAGGGGCUCGGGAAUAUAUAAUUUAUGGUAUUUUGUUUUGUUUUGUUAUUAUCUUUUCAGGAUUUUAUAAUAUCUAGCAUUUGGAAUGGGUCGGAUUGUCAUUAGUACAAGAACACACCAGACAUAAUGGGUAAAACAUGUUUUACAUGCAUUAUUAUUAAUUAUUAAUAAUUAUAUAUUAUCUCAAAUACUGUGAUGGUUAUACAUGGAGUUGAAUAAAUUAUAUUUUUUAUUUACAA